AUGGUUCAUCAAAAAGUCACAAUCAUUGGUGGUGGUCCAGCUGCCUUAACUGCUGCUUUAUAUUUAUCAAGAGCUGAAAUCAAACCAACUUUAUAUGAAGGUUUAUUAGCUAAUGGUAUUGCUGCUGGUGGUCAAUUAACAACAACUACUGAAAUCGAAAACUUCCCAGGUUUCCCAGAUGGUUUAACCGGUUCUGAAUUAGUUGAAAGAAUGAAACUUCAAGCUGAAAAAUUUGGUACUGAAGUUAUUACUGAAACUAUUUCAAAAGUUGAUUUAUCUUCAAAACCAUUCAAAUUUUGGACUGAAUGGAAUGAAGAUGCUGAACCAAUUACUACCGAUUCUAUUAUCUUAGCCACUGGUGCUUCAGCUAAAAGAUUAGAUUUACCAGGUGAAGAACAAUAUUGGCAACAAGGUAUUUCAGCAUGUGCAGUUUGUGAUGGUGCUGUUCCAAUCUUCAGAAACAAACCUUUAGCUGUUGUUGGUGGUGGUGAUUCUGCUUGUGAAGAAGCCUUAUUUUUGACGAAAUAUGGUUCAAAAGUUUAUCUAAUUGUUAGAAAAGAUCAUUUAAGAGCAUCCACAAUUAUGCAAAGAAGAGUUCAAAAAAAUGAUAAAUUAGAGAUUUUAUACAACACGGUUUCUGUUGAAGCUAAAGGUGAUGGUAAAUUAUUAAAUGCCUUAGCUAUUAAAGAUGUCAACACUAAUGAAGUUAGAGAUUUACCAGUUAAUGGUUUAUUCUAUGCUAUUGGUCAUACUCCAGCUACUAAAAUUGUUCAAGGUCAAGUGGAUACUGAUGAAAAUGGAUACAUCAAAACUAUUCCAGGUUCAACUUUCACUUCAGUUGAAGGUUUCUUCGCUGCUGGUGAUGUUCAAGAUCAUCGUUAUAGACAAGCUAUUACAUCCGCAGGUACUGGUUGUAUGGCUGCUUUAGAUGCUGAAAAAUAUUUGUCUGAAUUAGAAUAA
This is a messenger RNA of Hansenula anomala, 960 nucleotides long. It is a transcript of the gene TRR1, whose product is annotated as thioredoxin-disulfide reductase TRR1. The coding region runs from base 1 to 960 and encodes 319 amino acids. Lineage: Eukaryota; Fungi; Ascomycota; Saccharomycetes; Phaffomycetales; Wickerhamomycetaceae. The record is from RefSeq and is a predicted model, not a curated record. Gene Ontology annotation, cellular component: cytoplasm. Gene Ontology annotation, molecular function: thioredoxin-disulfide reductase (NADPH) activity. The transcript has a single exon. Gene Ontology annotation, biological process: removal of superoxide radicals.